Messenger RNA from Lepus europaeus (European hare), 2518 nucleotides. RefSeq names its product GTP binding protein 4 (gene GTPBP4). The transcript is spliced from 17 exons. The record is from RefSeq and is a predicted model, not a curated record. Gene Ontology annotation, molecular function: RNA binding; GTP binding; GTPase activity. Lineage: Eukaryota; Metazoa; Chordata; Mammalia; Lagomorpha; Leporidae. Gene Ontology annotation, cellular component: nucleolus. Gene Ontology annotation, biological process: ribosomal large subunit biogenesis. The coding region runs from base 67 to 1971 and encodes 634 amino acids.
GCCCGAUGGCGGAAGUUCCGCCGCCGCAGCACGCCGUGCUGUCUCCUCGUGCAGCCCAUUGCCGGCAUGGCGCACUACAACUUUAAGAAGAUUACCGUGGUGCCGUCCGCCAAGGACUUUAUUGACCUGACAUUAUCAAAGACUCAACGAAAGACUCCGACAGUUAUUCACAAGCAUUACCAAAUUCAUCGUAUUCGACAUUUUUACAUGAGAAAAGUCAAAUUUACUCAACAAAAUUAUCAUGACAGACUCUCCCAGAUUCUCACGGAUUUCCCCAAGUUGGAUGAUAUCCAUCCAUUUUAUGCUGAUUUGAUGAAUAUUCUCUAUGACAAGGAUCAUUACAAGUUGGCUCUGGGACAAAUAAAUAUUGCCAAAAACUUAGUGGACAAUGUUGCUAAAGAUUACGUGCGGCUUAUGAAAUACGGCGAUUCUCUCUACCGAUGUAAGCAGCUGAAGCGUGCUGCACUUGGGCGAAUGUGCACCAUUAUCAAGAGACAGAGGCAGAGUUUGGAAUAUUUGGAGCAAGUGCGUCAGCAUUUAUCCCGCUUGCCAACCAUUGAUCCAAAUACAAGGACUCUGCUUUUAUGUGGGUACCCAAAUGUUGGGAAAUCCAGCUUCAUCAAUAAGGUAACCAGAGCAGAUGUGGAUGUUCAGCCCUAUGCAUUUACAACAAAGUCUCUAUUUGUUGGGCACAUGGAUUAUAAGUAUCUACGUUGGCAGGUUGUAGACACUCCAGGGAUUUUGGAUCACCCUUUGGAGGAUCGGAACACCAUCGAGAUGCAGGCCAUCACAGCCCUGGCUCACCUUCGUGCUGCGGUUCUGUAUGUGAUGGAUUUGUCUGAGCAGUGUGGACAUGGUUUGAAGGAGCAAGUAGAACUCUUCCAGAAUAUAAGACCUCUCUUUAUCAACAAGCCUCUUAUAGUUGUUGCCAACAAAUGUGAUGUGAAGAGAAUAGCUGAACUUUCUGAAGAUGAUCAGAAAAUAUUUGUAGAUUUGCAAGCUGAAGGAUUCCCUGUGAUAGAGACGAGCACUCUGACUGAGGAAGGUGUCAUUAAAGUUAAAACAGAGGCUUGUGAUAGGCUUUUGGCUCAUCGAGUUGAAACCAAAAUGAAGGGAAAUAAAGUGAAUGAGGUGUUGAACAGAUUACAUUUAGCUGUACCAAACAAGAGAGAUGAUAAGGAGAGGCCCCCUUUCAUCCCAGAAGGAGUGGUGGCACGCAAGAGGAGAAUGGAAGUUGUGGAGCCCAAGAAGAAGAGGGAACGAGAUCUUGAGCUGGAAAUGGGAGAUGAUUAUAUUUUGGAUCUUCAAAAGUACUGGGAUUUAAUGAAUUCAUCUGAAAAGUACGAUAAGAUACCAGAGAUCUGGGAAGGCCAUAAUAUAGCUGAUUACAUUGAUCCUGCAAUCAUGAAGAAAUUGGAAGAAUUAGAGAAAGAAGAAGAACUAAGAACAGCUGCUGGGGAGUAUGACAGUGAUUCUGAAAGUGAAGAUGAGGAAAUGGUAGAAAUCCGACAGCUGGCAAAACAAAUUAGAGAAAAAAAGAAAUUGAAAAUCCUUCAGUCCAAAGAAAAAAAUACACAGGGACCCAGGAUGCCUCGAACAGCUAAGAAGGUUCAGAAGACAGAUUUGGAGAAUGAGAUGCGUAGUCUUGGUGUUGACAUGGAUAAUAAAGACAAUGCCCACUAUGCAGUCCAGGCAAGGAGAUCUCGGAGUGUCACCAGGAAAAGAAAGCGGGAAGAAUCUGUUCCACCGUCUUCUAUAGUCCGGAGUCGGAGUUGCUCUCGAACUCCACGUGAUGUUUCUGGUCUUCGGGAUGUCAAGAUGGUGAAGAAGGCCAAGACUAUGAUGAAGAAUGCUCAGAAGAAGAUGAAUCGCUUGGGGAAGAAAGGGGAGUCAGAUCGACAUGUGUUUGAUAUGAAGCCCAAGCACUUACUCUCUGGAAAGAGGAAAGCUGGUAAAAAGGACAGGAGAUAGGUUUCAGUUGACAUGGUUUGGCUAGACUGUUUGUUGCUGUCUAUUUCUUGGUUGGGUAUGGUGUGGGUUCAUAAAAUUGGAGUCAUCUAUAAACAAACAAAAAUAAUUGAAGCAUUCUUUGCUAAACAUUGUGGUUAAACCCUGCAUAAUAAGUGCUGGAAAUUUUUGUCUGCAAAAUGCAAACAUUUGGAGUGGACGGUCUUUCUGCAUUAAAUAGAGGAUUGGUUGCUUCAGAUUUGCAGAACUAGAAAAAUUUGGUGUGACUUUGAUGUUUUGAUGGAGAAAAGUCUUAUUUUUUCUAAGAGGAAACUUCGAUUUAUCACACGUGAAUACUUCUUUUUUUAAGAAGAAAGCAUCUCCAUUUAUGGAUAUGGACAGAGGGCUGGUUACCUGCUCUGCAGACUUGGGGCGCAAGCAUGUUUAUGAUCGGGUCAGAACCCUAAUGCUUAAAAUACUCCUUUAAAUUAUUUUCCAAACUUCUUGUACAAUGUAUUGUUGUAAUCUCUCUUCCAACUAUUUUAUCCAAAAUAAAUCUCCAGGAGAAAUA